AUGGGGAGAUGGCUUCUUCCUAACUCAGAGCUCAGUCUCCACCUGACUUUCCCCCAGAGUUUUGCUAUUACAUGGCUGAACUCCAGUUUGGCAGGUGCUGCUGCUGGUUCACUCUCCGGUUUCCAGAUAUUUCCAGCUCUGUGCCUAAAACCAGAAAUAACAAAUGGAAAGCUGUCUGUGGAGAAGGAUCAGUAUGUCAACCCUGAAACUGUCACCACCCAGUGUGACCUGUGUUAUAGGAUGAUUGGCUCCCAGAGUAUCUCUUGCUCAGGGAAAAAGUCUUGGAAUCCAGAUGUGCCCAAGUGCAAGAGGGACCUCUAGGACCAGUUCAACUGACCCCAUCUUAUCAACAAAGUACUUACAAGUGCCUUUUCAGGAACUGAGAAUCCUGCUUUGUCCAGUUCAGGCCUGUUGUGACUACCAACCCAUCAACUGGGCCUGGGCAAAUGCUCCAUAAGUGACCUUUAUGACAUCAAGGGGCUGAAGACUUGACCCUCAGAUCACACUAAAAUCAACAUUUUGUGAACAUGCAUCCUAUGAAGAGGCAUGAAGCUUGGCUACACUGGCACAGAUCAUCUAUUACUUUACUUGUCCUUACCUCCCAUCAUCUACCUCCAUACUUCAGACUGCUCUGCCCUUCAUCCCACAUAUUGUGCCCCAAGCCCUGGAUUGGAGAGACAGAUCUGAGAGCAUAUGCCUCCUGUCUCCUUGCAGAUCAAUCUAACAAUAAAGCUAUUUUCUUUUCCCAAAAGCUGAUGCCAUAAUAAUUG
This is a messenger RNA of Equus quagga, 770 nucleotides long. RefSeq names its product C4b-binding protein alpha chain-like. Lineage: Eukaryota; Metazoa; Chordata; Mammalia; Perissodactyla; Equidae. The coding region runs from base 1 to 321 and encodes 106 amino acids. The record is from RefSeq and is a predicted model, not a curated record. The transcript has 4 exons.